Diaporthe citri is the source of this 4257-nucleotide messenger RNA. RefSeq lists its product as uncharacterized. Gene Ontology annotation, molecular function: protein binding. The record is from RefSeq and is a predicted model, not a curated record. Lineage: Eukaryota; Fungi; Ascomycota; Sordariomycetes; Diaporthales; Diaporthaceae. The transcript has 6 exons. Bases 1 to 4257 code for a protein of 1418 amino acids.
AUGGCUCAAAAGGAUGGACCGUGGUAUAAGAACGACGGUGCCAGAGAUGUGGUCGAUAUCUGGAACGAUGCCAUUCGGCAAUAUCAAGGCAUUGGCGGCAAAGAUCUGAAGGCUGGGUACGAUCAGUUCAAGAGCUUAAAUGCUAUGAUUGACUUUGGCUGCAAGGAGAUGGAGAGCUUCCACGGUUUCCGCUACGAUGGCACCAAGGUCGCCAAGCUGCGAGGCCUGUUCAAAGAAGGCAUGUGGCUUAUUGAGGGAGGGAUGCAGCAGGUGAACUGGCUGACCUUUGGACAGGCUUGCAAGGAGAUGUCGGCGGACUACGAUGUCGUAACGACUUUCUUCGUUGACCUCACAAUGUUCCUGCGGCGAAUGAAGAUCCUCGAGAAGCGACUGCCGGAGCAAGGGGCCUUUCAUGACUGUGUUUUCGAUGUCUUCGCGUCGCUGUUGAGGAUGUGCGCAACGGCGACCAGGUACAUCGAACUCAAACGAUUCAAGAAAUGGGUGACCACCUUGUUCAAAGGGGGCGACCAGGAGCUAGUAGCUGCGAGAAGUGGCAUGGACACGGCAAUGAACAAUCUGCACGACGCAACAGAGAAGGCAAUCCUGGGAAAUACUGUGGACCUCCAACGGUCCAGCGGGGAGACACGUGAGCUUUUGCAGCAGAUGGAACUGGAGUUGCAGGCGAAUUCGGAGGCUUCAAUGAAGAUUAUGGAAGAGCAGUUCUCAAUGAUGCAAGAGAUGGCUGAGAAACAGAACACCAUGUUCAACGACGUCAAGAAGCUCCUCGAAUUUGAGAUGGACCGCCGCCGGAACGAAUCCCUCCCAAAGCAGAGCGGGACCAAAUCAUCUGGGAAUGCUAAACCACCCACAUCCAACAGCGUGCGCCUCGCCCUCGGAUACAGCACAGAUCCGGAGAAAGAAUACCAGUCCCUUCGGCACUCCCUGAUACCAGAGACCGGAACAUGGAUCUUCGAGCAGCCUGAAUGGAAAGCCUGGACUGAGCAGGGCGAGGACGACGAUGUCUCGCCCAUACUCGCCGUGUCAGGACCCCGUGGGACUGGCAAAAGUCACCUCGCUGCGUCUAUUUAUGACCGUCUGAAGAAAGACGCCGACGAAACCACAUGCGUGGUCCACUUCUACUUCAGGGAAGACACGAAGGACUUGGAAGAGUUCUGCAACGCGGUGAACUGGGCUGUCGUCCAGAUCGCAGAGCAGAACGCCACUCUUUGCGACAGAAUCAACAAAGAGAUGGUCCGGGAGGAUCGGAGAUGGAGCAUCGACGACUCGGAGGACGUCUGGGACAACUUGGUCAAGCCCUUGUUCCCUACUAGUAAGACGCCAAAAUACCAACUGAAAAUCGUCUUUGACGGGAUCGACGAGUUGCCAGUGAUGGUUCAAAGAGACGAGCUAUUGGGGUGCCUGAAGAAGAUUAGGGAUGUCAAUAUUAGCAAGGAGUCGAACGUCAGUGUUAUCUGCACUCUCAGAGAUGCUAGAGGCGGCGAGAACGACUUGUUGACACAGCUUGAGGAAAUUGGUGCGACAUCCAUCAGUGUGACGAAGGAGAAGCAGGCGCCUGAUACCAAGGCUUUGAUUUGGGCCCAUCUUAACAGCGACAAUGUGCUGAAAACAUUCGACCCAUACAUCAAGCAACGGGUUGCGACCAGGAUCGAGGAAACCGCCGACUGUAUGCUUUACGCUGAACACAUGCUUCGCCACUUCAGCAUGAUUGGGCGUGCGCCUCUUGUCUUAAAGCAGCUAGAGCAUUCGAUGCCAAAGAGUCUAGAGGAUUGCUACGACCGAAUCUUGCACGGACUGGAGCAGAAGACGGCCAGCUCGCAGCUGGGAGCCCUGAAGUCAUUGCUGGCGUGGCUGUCCUUCUCGGGUCGACCGCUGACACUCGCCGACUCACUCCAGCUGCUCAGAACCGUGUUCAAUUCCUCUCUGGACCUGGAAUCUGAGCUCCAAGGCAAUCAGCUCGCGAGAGUUCUGAAAAUUGCUGGACGUGAAGAGCGCCAAUCGACUGAUACCGACUCAGGAGGUCCAACCAUCAGCACCGAUGACGACCCGGAUGCAAAAUACGACGACAGCGAUCUUCCCCUCAAAUUCCAAGGUCGGUCUAUGCGAGACUAUUUUCGACAAGCACGAGACGCCACCGAGGAUUUGAGGACACCCGCAUCUGUGGCCCACCGGAAGAUCUUCCUCGUCUGCUGUGACAUAAUUUGCGGGAAGAUCAAGGUGCAAGACGAGAGCCUGAGAAGCUACGCAGCCCGAAACUGGGUCCAUCAUUUGAGCUGGGCCAACAUCACGCUCGAAACAAAUGGUGAUAGCGCGGCGUGUCUUGAGGGGCUCGGCAACAUCAUGACCAAUGCACGCGGUGCAGCAUCUUUCUUUCAAAAUCACGGGGUCGACUACGAGGAAGUUCAUUCAGACUUCGUGGACGAGUUGCCUGUCACAGACUUCGAGAAUGAUGGUCUCAUCUCCUAUAUGGCUUACUGGGCAAGUGUGAUCUUAAACUUAGCCACGAGCAAUGACUUCCUCAGCCAAAGCACCGUAGCCUGGGCAGAAGAAACGAUCGAGGAUAGGAGAAAUGCGUUUGUGCCUCUCGCCAAGGCUCACAUCGCGGAAUGGCUACAAGUAGCAGAUGUUGAAUCCGCUUCAACAUCGUACAAGUUCUCAAGGUCAUGUAUUGCAUUGACAGGCCAAAACUCUCUGUUCAAAAAGACUCCUGGCUCGGAGGAGGAACGCAGGUACGACAAAGAGGAGAUUCUCGGGUUGUCAAGAGCCUUUGGCGAUGCACCAAAGGCCGCGAAUGCGGCAUGGGCCAUAGCUGCGAUUCUUGAGCAUUCCAGACAUUACGACGCGGCCUUGAGAACCAUUUCCGACGCAAUUGAUAAUCUCACCGACACCACAGAAAACUCAGAGAGUUUCAGAACCCUGCAUCUCCUUGCUACAGUACAGAGAAAUCUCAAAGACUACGAGGCCGCACAGGACUCUAUCGCGAGAGCGAUGUCUCGGCCAGACGGAAUUUCUGCCGACCACCUACGACGCGCUUACAUCACGCAGGCUGAGAUAAACACUGAUCUCGGAAAGACCGAUGAUGCGAUCGAGUCGUACGAACAGGCCAGACAGGCGAACUCGACCGAGCCUCUCAGGGGUGAAAUCUUGCGCAAGGAAUUCGAUGCCUGGAACGAGAACGACAAGGCCGUGGAUCUCGUGAAGAACAAGUGGACGCUGCAGGAGAGGCUUGAGUGGAUGACUUGGAACUACGCCGACGACAGAGAGCACCACACGGACUUCUUAUUCGCCGCGAUCGACGCGAACGAGCAAGACUACAUCGUUGAGGUAUACCAGGAAAUCAUCGGCCUGCUGGACCACUUCGGCGCGGGAGUGCCGCUGAGGAACAUCCUCACGAAUUGGUACGCCAUGAACGGAGACGUCGACGCAGUCAGGACACAAUGCCUCGCCGUCCUCGACAGCACGCUGAACAGCAACAACGGCGACCUAUACCGCUUCACCGACGAGGACCCGGCUUACGCGAUGUACCGCGCCCUGUGCGUGCUGACGGACACCAUCUACGAGCAGUUCCGGGCCACCGCGGACAGGGCCGAAAAGGCGGCGCUCUUCGAGGAGGCCAAGGGGCUGAUGAGCCGCCAACUAGUCCGCGCCGUCACGCUGCAGAAGUCGUGGCAGGUCCACUACAAGGUCAUCCUCGCGAGGAUGGCGCGCAAGCUGGGGCCGUUGCACGAGUUUGAAGACAUUCUAAACGAAGGCUUCAACGCUACCGUCGACGCUCUGAUGGACGACGUCGCGUGGAACGACGAGAUGAACCUGGACCUGUUGUCAAUGGUUCUGUCGAGUCUUGAUGGCCUGGAGCGCGAGGCGCAGAUUGCGUUGUCUGCUCGGUUUUCUGAUCUCGAGCCCGACGACGAGGGUACCGCUGCUGCGGAAGGGGGAGACGGGGCGUCCACCUCGAGUGGAAGUGACGACGAAGAUGAGGACGAAGACCCCCUGCCGGAGGAUGAGGGAGACCUCACAGGUUACACUAGUUAUUGCGGCGGCCCGCGUUGCAAAGUGACGUGGCGGGCUUGGAAAGGAAGGAAGAUGUACCAGUGUCUCUACUGCUGGGAUACGAUGCUUUGGAUCAAGAAUGGAAUGGUAUUGAUUGAGGGUGAAGAGCCGUUUGCUUUUAAGGACUGGCUGGUUGGAUUGAAGGAGAAGAAGUGGCCGGAGGCCUGGAACAGGUUUUGGAUGGGUUGA